Messenger RNA from Scophthalmus maximus (turbot), 5989 nucleotides. RefSeq lists its product as uncharacterized. Gene Ontology annotation, cellular component: nucleus. Lineage: Eukaryota; Metazoa; Chordata; Actinopteri; Pleuronectiformes; Scophthalmidae. The coding region runs from base 149 to 4957 and encodes 1602 amino acids. The transcript is spliced from 11 exons. The record is from RefSeq and is a predicted model, not a curated record.
AGAAGUCACUACCAGAAAUAUCUGCGUGUUAGUUCUCCACCGUGGAUCCGCUGGAAGAGUCUUAACUCCGACCACCGUCUUCUCGUCCCCGUAAUCGUUCAACUUAUCGCGGUCUGAUUCACUUGAAGAGCGGAGGGACCGGACUUAUAUGUCCGGGAUGUGUUCCGUCUUACGAUGUGACUCGUCGCGUCGCAGUGCGCAACGGUUCAAGUUACCGGAGGAUGCGGAGAAGAGACUCGAGUGGGUCCAGUUUGUUCUGGAAGUCAACGGACAACGACUCAAAGAGUCGUGCUGGACCGAGAUCUCCAUAUGUACAGAACACUUCACAGAGGACUGCUUCGGUAACACGGGUCCGACUGGCACGGCUCAGCUGAAGCCCGGUGCGGUGCCAUCACUGUUUAUCAAGUCAGAGCCAGACCAACCUGAGCCAGACCAGCUGGGGGUGGAGCCAGACCAGGUGGGGGUGGAGUCAUACCAGGUGGGGGUGGAGCCAGACCAGGUGAAGGUGGACCCGGACCAACCUGAGCCAGACCAGGUGAAGGUGGACCCGGACCAGGUGAAGGUGGACCCGGACCAACCUGAGCCAGACCAGGUGGGGGUGGAGCCAGACCAGGUGGGGGUGGAGCCAGAUCAGGUGGAAGUGGAGCUAGACCAGGUGAGGGUGGAGCCAGACCAACCUGUGCCAGACCAGGUGAAGGUGGACCCGGACCAACCUGAGCCAGACCAGGUGAGGACGGAGCCAGACCAACCGGAGCCAGACGAGGAACCUGUGGAAAUCCAAGAUUCUUCCUCUCAGUGUGAGCAACUUGAAACAUGUGAAAGUCCAUCUUACUGUUCUGAAGAAUCAAUAUUAUCAAACCACACUUCUCCCAUCGGUGCCCCAGUAAGCCCAGAGCCAAGUGAUAGCUCUGAUGAGGAUUAUGGUCAGAUGGUGCAAAAGAUUGCGAAUAUUGAUAUUAUCAAGGAAAAAGUUGAGCUUCUUCGGAUAAAGGGGAAUUAUGUUGUGAAUGAAGACCGGAUCCUCCAGUUGUUUAGCAGCAAGUGCCCUUUGUGUGGUUCUACAGUAAAGCUGGAGAAGGUGACCCAUGGCAUACUCAUGGUCGUGAACCAGCAGUGUCUUCAGUGUGAUUACAGAAACCGGUGGAAAAACCAGGCUCCGUCUGAGGAGAGCGAUCCUGUGGAGGAAAUGGGGGAAUCGAGUGAUCAGGGUGACAUGGAUUCAGAUGAGGAUUGGAGGCCAACAGAGGAGCUUUUUCUGGCCAACACGCUUCAGACUGAUUCUGAUGAGGAUGCCGAACUAGAGGAGGAAGAAGAGCUCGAUCAGUCUGUAUUCUCUACCAACCACAGUCAGCUCUGCACAGAGUGCGGGAAGUUUUUCAGGAAACGUUUGUCCCACACAUGUGAGCACAAAACAAAGCCCUAUUCCUGCAAUAUUUGUGGAAAGAGAUGCGUUAGUGAGAUCUAUCUAAAUUUACACAGCAGAAUCCACGAUGAAAACUAUGAGCACCGGUGCAAAUACUGCAACGCUACAUUCAAAACAAGGGGGGACAAAUUUAAACAUGAGCAGAUCCAUCAAGAUAGAAAAGAUCCCUAUAAAUGUCCUGACUGUCCACAGACGUUCACCACCAAUAAAGAGCGCCAUGUCCACCUGUCAGAGCACAAAGUAGAGAUGGGGUUCAAAUGUGGAGUUUGUGGGCUUGAAUUUAAAGAAAGAAAUCAUCUUCGGAGACACUCUGUUGUGCACUCAGGAUUGAAGCCGCACAAAUGUUCUGUGUGCCAACGUAGCUUCAACCAGCCUAGCCACCUCAAAUCCCACAUGCGUCUGCACACAGGGGAGAGGCCUUACAAGUGUCGGCACUGUGACAAAGGCUUCAAUCACAACGUGAGCUUGAAGAGUCACGUCCAGCGUUACCACACAUCCAGGUCGGGACAGAAGAAGGGGAAGGUCAAUGAAAGGGCAAGCAACACUGGUGAUGCACAGGAAACUGUGAGUAAGAGAGGCCCAGACUCUGAGACUGACAAUGUAGAAGAAGAAGGAGACACAGAAGAGGACGUGCAGAAGGAGAAAAAAGAUCAGCCUAAAAGGAGGUGGAGGAGCUCAGGGAGACCCAAAGGAAGGCCUAAGAGGAACACGGCUGCUAACUCGGUUCCGUCAGGGCAAAACAAAGACGGGCGCUCGAACGUUAAGACCUCGAAAUCAAAGGUGAAGAAGUUGAAGAAAACAGGUUCCAGUGAUGAGGAAAGUGAGUGUGAGCAGUCAGACGGCAACAUGUCUUUUAACUCAGAGGAGGAAGAGGAAGAAGAGACAAAAAGGAAGACAGGGAGAUCAAGAAAAAGACCAAACAACUACAGUGACAGUUCUUUUCACCCAGAAGGAGAAAAAGAGAAGAAAAUGAAGUACAGCAGCCAGAACAAUGGUAAGAGCAGGAGGGGACGAAGAAAGACUGCAGUCAUCUGUGCGCAACGGUUCAAGUUACCGGAGGAUGCGGAGAAGAGACUCGAGUGGGUCCAGUUUGUUCUGGAAGUCAACGGACAACGACUCAAAGAGUCGUGCUGGACCGAGAUCUCCAUAUGUACAGAACACUUCACAGAGGACUGCUUCGGUAACACGGGUCCGACUGGCACGGCUCAGCUGAAGCCCGGUGCGGUGCCAUCACUGUUUAUCAAGUCAGAGCCAGACCAACCUGAGCCAGACCAGGUGGGGGUGGAGCCAGACCAGGUGGGGGUGGAGCCAGACCAGGUGGGGGUGGAGCCCGGGUCUGUGGUGAGUCUGCAGGUGAGACUGCAGCUUGUGGCGGCUGUGGACGUUUCUGCAGUCUGUGCGCUACACUUCCCCAAGAGUCCGACCGCCGCUACAGCCCGAGGGAGUCGGGACCGGACUCACAUCUCCGGGAUGUGUUCCGUCUUACGAUGUGACUCGUCGCGUCGCAGUGCGCAACGGUUCAAGUUACCGGAGGAUGCGGAGAAGAGACUCGAGUGGGUCCAGUUUGUUCUGGAAGUCAACGGACAACGACUCAGAGAGUCGUGCUGGACCGAGAUCUCCAUAUGUACAGAACACUUCACAGAGGACUGCUUCGGUAACACGGGUCCGACCGGCGCGGCUCAGCUGCAGCCCGGUGCGGUGCCAUCACUGUGGGCGAGGUCAGCGGCGGAGAGCCCGCGGUCCGUGGAGCCCGUAGGAACCACAGAGGUCGUUUGGGAUGACCUCGAAACAUGUAACAGUCCAACUUCCUCCUCCACACACACUUUAACGGAAAGUCCAGUGUCAAGUGGUGUCUCUGUGUCGGGUUCCCUUGAUGUUUCAGAUGCCGUCACCACUGGAUGUGGACAUAAAGAACAAAUGGGUUUGAACACAGAUUUGAAUAUAGAAAAAGCUGCACUUCUAAACAUAGAAGGGAAAUAUGUUGUGAACGAAAGAUGCCUGCUCCAGUUGUUUCACCGUAAAUGUCCGUCGUGCGGCUGUGAACUUCACAUGGAGAAGGUCGCCUGUGGGGCGUUGACCGUCUUUGACCAGCAGUGUCGUCGGUGUGAGUACAGGAACGAGUGGAAAAGCCAAGUCAAUGCCAGUGUCCCAGCAGCUGAAUUAGUGCCUCCACAGCCGCAAAACGCAAUGCCGACAGAUGACAACCUCAGCAGUGCAGUUUUCUCUGAGAUAGAUACUUUCAACGAUGAAGAAAGCCAUCCCUCGGAGGAAGGAGCAGAAGGUGAUGAAGGUGGGGUGAGUUCAGACGGGGAGUGGGAGCCAACAGAGGAUUUUUCGCUGACUGAGGCGCUCACAAAGGAAUCCGAGGAGGAAACCGAAGAUGAAGGCGAAGAUAUUAAUUCCCCGGUUGGCCUCAAAAUUAACGAACUCUGCACAGAUUGUGGGAAGCUCUACAACAUCCUGAAGCCUCACACAUGCGAGCACAAAAUUAAGCCGUAUGCCUGCAAUGUCUGUGGCAAAAGAUGUGUAAAUGAAACCUCUCUAAAAACUCACAGUAAAAUCCACAAUGAAACCUUCGAAAUUCCUUGUAAAUACUGUUACGCUCCAUUCAAAACAAAGGUGGACAAAGUUAAACAUGAGCAGAUCCACGAAGAUAGAAAAGAUCCCUAUAAAUGUCCUGACUGUCCGCAGACGUUCGCCACCAGUAAAGCGCGCAGCGUCCACCUGUCAAACCACAGAGCGCCACGGGAGUUCAAAUGUGGAGUGUGUGAGUUUGAAUUCAAAGAUAUACAUCAUCUUCGGAGACACUCUGUUGUGCACACAGGAUUGAAGCCGUACAAAUGUUCUGUGUGCCAACGUGACUUCAACCAGUCUAGCCACCUCAAAUCCCACAUGCGUCUGCACACAGGGGAGAGGCCUUACAAGUGUCGGCACUGUGACAAAGGCUUCAAUCACAACGUGAGCUUGAAGAGUCACGUCCAGCGUUACCACACAUCCAGGUCGGGACAGAAGAAGGGGAAGGUCAAUGAAAGGGCAAGCAACACUGGUGAUGCACAGGAAACUGUGAGUAAGAGAGGCCCAGACUCUGAGACUGACAAUGUAGAAGAAGAAGGAGACACAGAAGAGGAGGUGCAGAAGGAGAAAAAAGAUCAGCCUAAAAGGAGGUGGAGGAGCUCAGGGAGACCCAAAGGAAGGCCUAAGAGGAACACGGCUGCUAACUCGGUUCCGUCAGGGCAAAACAAAGACGGGCGUUCGAACGUUAAGACCUCGAAAUCAAAGGUGAAGAAGUUGAAGAAAACAGGUUCCAGUGAUGAGGAAAGUGAGUGUGAGCAGUCAGACGGCAACAUGUCUUUUAACUCAGAGGAGGAAGAGGAAGAAGAGACAAAAAGGAAGACAGGGAGAUCAAGAAAAAGACCAAACAACUACAGUGACAGUUCUUUUCACCCAGAAGGAGAAAAAGAGAAGAAAAUGAAGUACAGCAGCCAGAACAAUGGUCAGAGCAGGAGGGGACGAAGAAAGACUGCAGUCAUCUGAAAUAUCUCAAAAAUAAAGAGAAGUAGAGAAUCAAUUUAAUGUGACCAAUUUUGAAAUUAAAGGAGCCGGAGGGAUGGGGGGCCAUACAGAACUUGAUUGAUAUCUGGUAAAACACAGACGAGAAUCAUUGAUUCACAACGCAACAACUCUUAAUUUAUUAUGUGUUACGAAAAUACUUUCAGAGGCGCCAAGAAAGCUGUUAAAAAAAAGAAAAUCUGAGUUAGAUUAAAAACCAUAAUGUAGGAAAGAUGGGUGUUGUUGUUAUCUAAAAACGUUAUUGUACAUUGUAAUAAUAAUGAUGUCAGUUUCCAACAAAAAAUAUGUUCUUACAGUUAAAAAUCUGGACAUUGUAGUACAGUUUCUAUCUUUUUAUGUCUAUCAAGCUGCAGCAUUAUAUGUAACUUCUGUCAUUUUUUUUUACAAAAUUACCUUUGGAUUGGUAGAGACUCAUAUAAGUUUGUCUCCAGAAUCAACUUGCAGAGGCUGGAAACGUGUCAUAGAUGCAGCAGUCGAUCCAUCACGGUGAAGCAAAGUAGGCCAUUGUUCUGUUGUGGUCUGAAAGUCAUAUCGAUGGGGCUCACCCUCUUGCACAGCUCAGGGACAUUCUGACACGAGAGUUCACAUUGUGUUGUUUAACAGCAACAUUUUAACGCAGCAAACGACUCAACUCUAUGUUAUGCUCUUAUGAUGCCAGCGCUUGUUUUCAGUUUUUGUCUUCUGGGUGUGAUUUCCCUGACAACAUAGGUCACCCAUGCUUUUUUUCUUUUUCUCUUUUUUUGGACUGAUUUCAAAACUCAGAGCUUCCCUGAAUGCACCACUGGGAUUUGCGACAGUAUUAAAUGAGAGGGUAAACUAAUUCACAAGUGAAUAAAUCCAUAAAAAGCUGGAGGGUUCUUCACUGUUUUUAAUCUUCUCACCACAAGACUGUUGCCAGUAUGUUGGGCAUAUGCAGUUUGUAUGAAUCAUGCUGGUGUGGGCCUUCAAGGGUUUGCAGAUUUUUACAUGUAAAAAUAAAUGUGUGUCUGACUUGUC